UCUACUUCUCGCUUCGUUCGUUUUGAUCUUUUUAGCUUUCUGGAACCCUAGAUCGGGCCUUGCGUGUCGAUCUGUUGCCCUUUUUAGCAAAUUUUUGUUUGGCGAUCCGGUUCGAUUUCCGAAGAUUUGAUACAUGUGAAAGUGAAAAAUUGGUGUGGAAUUUGGAAUGUUUGGAUGCACUGGAAAAUGAUAUAGGAUCUUUCUCUUUAUUCUUUGAUCUGACGUGAAGAUGGGGCUGUCUUUCACCAAGCUCUUCAGUCGGCUUUUUGCCAAGAAAGAGAUGCGUAUUCUUAUGGUGGGUCUUGAUGCUGCUGGCAAGACCACCAUCUUGUACAAGCUGAAGCUGGGAGAGAUUGUGACCACCAUUCCUACCAUUGGAUUUAAUGUGGAGACGGUGGAAUACAAGAACAUUAGCUUUACCGUGUGGGAUGUUGGUGGUCAGGACAAGAUCCGGCCUCUGUGGAGACAUUACUUCCAGAACACCCAGGGCCUUAUCUUUGUUGUCGACAGCAAUGACAGAGAUCGUAUUGUUGAGGCUAGAGAUGAAUUGCACAGGAUGCUUAAUGAGGAUGAAUUGAGGGAUGCAGUGCUGCUGGUCUUUGCGAACAAGCAAGAUCUUCCUAAUGCCAUGAAUGCUGCGGAAAUCACUGAUAAGCUCGGGUUACACUCCCUCCGCCAACGUCACUGGUACAUCCAGAGCACGUGUGCCACAUCUGGGGAGGGUCUUUAUGAGGGAUUGGACUGGCUCUCAAACAACAUUGCUAACAAGGCAUAGAUAUUGCUGGUUGGGUACCUUGUUGGAGCUGAAAACAUUAGUACACUUCCGAGUAUGCGAGAGAGCUGUCCCGAGGAUCAAUUUGCUUAUGUUUCUAACUUCAUAGACUCGAGCCUCUGUUGUCAUUUAGAUAAAGAAUGAUCUGGAAAUUUGUUCUUCUUAUCUACAAGCUAAAUUUUUGCCCUUUUUUUUUUUGGCUGCCAAUUGCGUUGUUUGAAGACCUUGCUUGGGUGAUAUAAUAGUUUUAUUUCUACAAAAAGCUUGGUUCUUAGGAGACCUAUCUGCCAUCACAUGAUGUUUUUGUAUUUCUGUACUGAUAUCUUAUAUAAUGUUUGAUACCUCAUGCCUCGGAAUACUUUUGAGGAAGUUUA
Molecule: messenger RNA, 1146 nt
Organism: Elaeis guineensis (African oil palm)
Lineage: Eukaryota; Viridiplantae; Streptophyta; Magnoliopsida; Arecales; Arecaceae
Product: ADP-ribosylation factor
Molecular function (GO): GTP binding; GTPase activity
Source: RefSeq, a predicted model, not a curated record